Messenger RNA from Dipodomys spectabilis (banner-tailed kangaroo rat), 918 nucleotides. Its product is annotated as olfactory receptor 8S1-like. Lineage: Eukaryota; Metazoa; Chordata; Mammalia; Rodentia; Heteromyidae. The transcript has a single exon. Gene Ontology annotation, molecular function: olfactory receptor activity; G protein-coupled receptor activity. Bases 1 to 918 code for a protein of 305 amino acids. Gene Ontology annotation, cellular component: membrane. Gene Ontology annotation, biological process: G protein-coupled receptor signaling pathway. The record is from RefSeq and is a predicted model, not a curated record.
AUGAGAAACCACAGUGCUGUCUCUGAGUUUGUCCUCCUUGGCCUGUCUGAUGACCUUUUGAUCGAGGCUCUGCUCUUCAUGAUAUUCCUGGCCAUUUAUCUCCUGACCAUACUGGGGAACCUGAUGAUGAUGCUGGUGGUCAGGACCGAUUCCCACCUCUGUACCCCUAUGUAUUUCUUCCUGGGACAGUUGUCCUUUCUGGAUCUCUGCCACUCUUCUGUCACUGUGCCUAAGCUCUUGGAAAACCUCUUAUCGGAGAAGAAGACCAUUUCAGUGGAAGGCUGCCUGGCUCAGGUCUUCUUUGUGUUUGCCACUGGUGGCACUGAAUCCUGCCUGCUUGCUGUGAUGGCUUAUGACCGCUAUGUUGCCAUCAGUUCCCCUCUACUCUAUGGCCAGGUGAUGAACAGACAACUGUGUAUUGGGCUGGUGUGGGGCUCAUGGGGCUUGGCCUUUUUGGAUGCUCUCAUCAACAUCCUUGUAGCUCUUAAGUUAGACUUCUGUGAGGCUCAAAAUAUCCACCACUUCAUCUGCGAAUUGCCUUCUCUCUACCCUUUGUCUUGCUCUGAUGUAUCUGCAAGUUUUACCACCCUCCUCUGCUCCAGCCUUCUGCAUUUCAUUGGUAAUUUUCUCCUGAUAGUUUUUUCUUAUAUUCGCAUUUUGCUCACCAUCCUGAGCAUCAGAUCCACCUCAGGUAGAAGCAAGGCCUUCUCUACUUGCUCAUCCCACCUCACAGCUGUGAGCUUCUUUUAUGGCUCAGGAUUACUUCGCUAUCUCAUGCCAAAUUCCGGAUCCACUCAAGAAUUAAUCUUCUCCUUGCAGUACAGUGUGAUCACUCCUAUGCUGAAUCCCCUCAUCUACAGUCUGAAGAACAAAGAGGUGAAGGCAGCUGUUAGAAGAAUGUUGAGAAAAUGUUCCUAG